CUUUGAGAGGGAGAGAGAGGGGGAGGAAAUGCCGCUGGGAAAAUAUUACUGUGACUACUGCGACAAACAAUUCCAAGACACAGCAGGCGCUCGUAAGCGUCAUCUCCAGGGUGUACAACACCAGAGAGCCAAAGCUCAAUGGUACGAUUCCUUCCGAGAUCCGAAUCAGCUUAAUCCAGAUUCCUUUGGGAAAGGAGUUUGCAAUCGGUUCGUACGAACGGGUUCAUGUCAGUAUGGUGAUUCUUGUAAAUAUUAUCAUCCAAAGCAAAACUUCCAGGACAAUAUGCAGUCAUCAAGUAUCCAGGGGAGUCAGCUAGGUGGGGGAGUUUCUUUGCCAGGUGAUAUGAUCAGAGACAACAUGAGAAUGUCACUGGGCAAUCUACCUCCGUCAUUGAAGCCUCCUCCAGAGGGUGGAUAUCCGCCUCUUCCAUUCAUUGACUGGGGAUAGGUCUACCAUUUCAUUGAGAAUUUCUUCUCUUGUGCCAGCAUUUUAAGUCAAAAUCGUUUUUUUUUUGGUUAUAUUUAGUCCCCAACAGCUGUUCCUGACAUGAUUGAUUUUAUUCUGGUGCAUAUGAUAUGGGUUUUUAUGGACUUGGGCCGCUUGUGUAUACUUCAGGCAAAGUUGAACAUGUAGAUGACACUAUUUAUGCGAGUCUAAGUGUGUUCUUGUUCUU
Molecule: messenger RNA, 674 nt
Organism: Ilex paraguariensis (yerba mate)
Lineage: Eukaryota; Viridiplantae; Streptophyta; Magnoliopsida; Aquifoliales; Aquifoliaceae
Source: the annotation of a GenBank genome assembly